AUGUUCUCAGAGUUCGAUAAUACUAAUGAUUAUAUCAAAGGGAACACAAAUAUUGCUGAUUCAUUAUCUAGAAAGUUUACAGAAUUAGUUAAAUCGGAUACAGAUUAUGAUGCAGAUGAUUUAGAAGGUCUUACAAUUGCAAAUACUACAUUCUAUAUUGAAACUCAUCCAUUAGGUGCAGAUAUACUUGAAGAAAUUAAAGUUACCUUCCCAGGUCAUAUAAAUUAUAUAUACAGCAAUAUUAGAACAGUUUAA
Lodderomyces pseudojiufengensis is the source of this 255-nucleotide messenger RNA. RefSeq lists its product as uncharacterized. NCBI's taxonomy places the organism in Eukaryota, Fungi, Ascomycota, Pichiomycetes, Serinales, Debaryomycetaceae. The transcript has a single exon. The coding region runs from base 1 to 255 and encodes 84 amino acids. The record is from RefSeq and is a predicted model, not a curated record.